CUCUUUUUCGAUGGUACUUAUCCUUGCAACCUCUGUUUCCAUCGGAUCUCUUGUAGUCUCUUUGCUGUUUGGAAACAGUUUAAGUUUCUUAGUGUUCACCGGAUACAUUAUUCAUGCUGUUAUGGUCAGAAUGGCAGGCUUGAUUAGCCUGAUCUUGAUCGCGCUGCUGUUUCCGACCGUGUGGAUCCGCCGUAUCCGAGAGUCAGAAACCAGGAAUGAAAUAGCCCCAGGGUAUUCCCAAAACGACACUCCAUCAUGGUAUGAUAGUUAAUUUUAUUGACAGCCAAAAACAGCCCUUAG
Zychaea mexicana is the source of this 300-nucleotide messenger RNA. RefSeq lists its product as uncharacterized. The record is from RefSeq and is a predicted model, not a curated record. Lineage: Eukaryota; Fungi; Mucoromycota; Mucoromycetes; Mucorales; Lichtheimiaceae. The transcript has a single exon. The annotation marks the transcript as partial.